Molecule: messenger RNA, 1764 nt
Organism: Tetrahymena thermophila SB210
Lineage: Eukaryota; Ciliophora; Oligohymenophorea; Hymenostomatida; Tetrahymenidae
Exons: 12
Source: RefSeq, a predicted model, not a curated record
CUUUGAUAAAGUUUUUGUUUUUUAAUCGAAUUUUUUUGAAUUUUAUAAAAUUAAUUUGGGAGAUAUGAUUAAAAGGGCUUUAAAAGAUAUUGAAAUCAGAUAAAUUUAAGACUUGGAAAGUAUUCAAGACUUGAACUCUGUGGAAAUUUUUAGAUUCUUCACUUAAGACAAACAGGUCUAUGAUUAUUUAAAAGAUUAAGUUUAGGACUAGCUAAAUGGAAAAACUGUUUAUAUUGACACGAGAAGAUUCAAAUAAGAAAUUAAAUAUGAUUAAAUGAUGGGAUUCCAUGAUUUCAGUGCACAAAUCGCAGACUGGUUUUAUUUAUACGCUAAGAAUAUUACUAAUCUUCAUAUCAUACUUGACAAAGUAUCGAGCUAACUAACUGAAACAGAUAUUUAAUUCUACACAGGAUCUUUUUCUUGCUUUAAUAACUUAAAUGUUUUGGAGUUUUCAACUGGAGGAAAGACAGCCAUGGAUCUUUGGAACAGUGGAAAUUACGAAGAUGCUCACUUUUAUGUUAAAAAACAAGUAAAAAAUAAUUUUAAUAAAUCAAUGGGCUUAGCUGCAAAAUAAUUGGGAAAAUAGCUUGAAAAGAUGGCUUUCAAAAAUAAAUUUACUCUUCAUACACUCAGCUUAGAUCUUUAUAGAUGGUCUUCCUGUACUUCUGCUGACACUUCUUUCCUCUUUAAAUGCUUAAAAGAGGUUUUAGUUUAAUGUACUUAGAUUAAGACCUUCUACCUGAAUCUAUAUGGAUGGGUAGGUAUUAUUGAUUACAAGUGCUUUGAUGAAUUAGCAGCCACUUUUAAGGCAUGUUUAACUAAUUGUCGAUAACUGGAAAAUAUAGAAUUACAUUUUGCAUGGUGUUAAAGUCUUACUUCUUGGCAGGCUUCGAUAUCUCUAGCAGAAUCUCUUAAAUAUAUUUCAUAAUUAAGCACACUCAGAAACUUUACUUUAAAUCUAGGAGGAUGGGGUUAGGAAUCAUCAGUUGUACCUGAGACUUUAUUUGAAAAUCUGGCUUCUCUAAUUCUAAAUAAUCCUUUGAGUUCAUUAUUUCUGACAUUUGGAAAUUGGAAGAAUCCUCUGAAAAUAGAAACCACGUUAGAAUGUCUGGAAGCUAUGCUCAUGAAGCUAGUCAAUAAACCUAAUUUCUAUAGACUUGGAUUAGAUUUAUGGGGAUGGACUAAUGGAAGCGUUAAAGGACUGCUUUGCCUAGCAAAAGCAUUAGUUAAAAUCAGAUAAACUACAGAUUUAUAAGACUUGAGCAUUAAUUUUUGGGAAUGGCAAGGAAUCAUAAAUCCAGAAUGUGCAAUCGAACUCAUACUUUAAAUUUUAAACCCACCGUAUAAGAAAAACACUUUAAAAUAUCUCUCUCUUAAUAUGAAUGCUUGGUAUUUGAGUAAAGAGCCAUGCAUAAAAUUUUUUCAGUGUAUAAGGAAAAUGGAAGCAGAGAACCAUUUAGAAAAAUUAAAUCUAAGCUGUAGAUUUGAACAUCAUUUAAAGAAGUAUAAAUUCAAUAACCCAAACGGAAGAAUAUUUGGUAAAAAUGUAAUAAAAUUAAUUGCAUGUAAAGAUCAAAAAUAUUAAAAGGCUGCUUCCGUUUGUAAAGCAAUAAAUAAUACUCAACUAUUCUUAACAGAUAAAAUGUAAAAAGACUUUUAUAAGCUGUGUUUUCUACCUAGCUUAGACAACAUAACUUAAAUCGAAUUACCUCUUUCAUAUAAUUUAUAAGGUUGAGAUCUAUAUUUAUUAAUUUUAAUUAUUAC